Messenger RNA from Paramisgurnus dabryanus, 1574 nucleotides. RefSeq names its product presenilin associated, rhomboid-like b (gene parlb). Gene Ontology annotation, cellular component: membrane. Gene Ontology annotation, molecular function: serine-type endopeptidase activity. Lineage: Eukaryota; Metazoa; Chordata; Actinopteri; Cypriniformes; Cobitidae. The record is from RefSeq and is a predicted model, not a curated record.
GUUCUCUGUGAACGAGGACCGCUGAGGGCGGAGUUCUCUCUUGUUCUCUUCCAACAGGAGCCGCUGUGGGCGGGGUCUGUGUCGGAAGCGGAAGCAGCAGACGCAUGUGAUCGUCACCGGGGUCGCAGUGAUGAUGGCGGUGAGGGGCGCAGUGUUCAGAUGGCUAUCUGAAGAGGUUAUUAUAACACAAAAUCUAAAGAACAGAUUAACCCUACAGACCCAGCAGAGGUGUGGCUUUCGAAAGGUUGCAAAGAAGGCGGAGCCAAAUAAAGGUCUGGCAGAAGUAGGGGAGCAGCAUGAAGUUGUGCUCAAGAAGGCCGUGGACCCACUGCCAGACCCGCCAGCUCCACAAAGAUCCAGCAGAUCGUUCGGCAGGCUGGUUAAACCGUUUGUCUUUACAGUAGGGUUUACAGGUUGUUCAUUCGGUGGUGCGGCGAUAUGGCAGUAUGAAAGUUUAAAAUCUCGGGUACAGAGUUAUUUUGACGAGGUCAAAGCGGAUUGGCUGGAAAAGAUACGGCCACAGAAGCAAGGAGACUUACGCAAACAGGUUAACCAGUGGUGGAACAGUUUAAGUGAAGGACAAAAAACCGUCACAGGUAUCAUUGCAGCGAAUGCGUUGGUGUUUUGUUGUUGGAGGAUUCCAUCUCUGCAGCGUUCAAUGCUCAAGUACUUCACAUCAAACCCCGCCUCCAAGACGCUAUGUUGGCCCAUGCUGCUGUCCACAUUCAGUCAUUACUCUCUGUUUCACAUGGCUGCAAACAUGUACGUGUUGUGGAGUUUCUCAUCGAGCAUCAUCAACAUGAUGGGCAAAGAACAGUUCAUGGCUCUUUACCUGUCUGCAGGUGUGAUUUCCACAUUUGUCAGUUAUUUGAGUAAAACAGCGACGGGUCGGUUGGGUCCAUCACUGGGGGCGUCAGGGGCCAUCAUGGCCGUCCUAGCAGCGGUUUGCACCAAAAUGCCGGAAGCCAAACUGGCCAUCAUCUUCCUCCCUAUGUACACCUUCACUGCUGGAAUCGCUCUUAAGGCCAUUGUUGCUUUGGACACAACGGGAUUGAUUCUGGGAUGGCGUUUCUUUGAUCACGCAGCUCAUUUAGGCGGGGCUUUAUUUGGCAUAUGGUAUAUAAAUUAUGGCCAUGAGCUUAUUUGGAAGAACAGAGAGCCAUUGGUGAAGAAAUGGCAUGACUUUAGAACGAGAGGUCCGGGCACAGGUGGCAGCGGCUCGAUUUAAAGCAGUGCAUUAUGGGUAGACGCACAGAAGAGGAAAGACACACACACGCUCACAUAUUGUAUUGUUUUGAUACUCUGCUGAGUGUGUAUGAGAGACGUUGUUUGUCAGAUCAAGAUCCGCUUUCGGUUGUCACACUGAGUAACAGCAGUGUUACUGUGAUGUCACUAUGCUCCGCCCCCUAAGUUUAGAUUUGAAUCCAAGUAUAGACAAACGUAAUGAGGGGCGGAGCUUCAGCAUCGUUUUACUGUGACAACCGAAACGGGCAUCAACACCAUGUACAGAAAUCUUAAUGUUGAAAAUAGUCUGUAACUUUGUCAUUUUGAACAAUAAAUGCUUAUUUAAAAUC